Messenger RNA from Fukomys damarensis (Damara mole-rat), 858 nucleotides. RefSeq names its product heat shock 70 kDa protein 1B-like. The transcript has 2 exons. The coding region runs from base 223 to 858 and encodes 211 amino acids. Gene Ontology annotation, molecular function: ATP binding; ubiquitin protein ligase binding; ATP hydrolysis activity. Gene Ontology annotation, biological process: regulation of mitotic spindle assembly; protein refolding; positive regulation of proteasomal ubiquitin-dependent protein catabolic process. NCBI's taxonomy places the organism in Eukaryota, Metazoa, Chordata, Mammalia, Rodentia, Bathyergidae. Gene Ontology annotation, cellular component: blood microparticle; cytoplasm; vesicle. The record is from RefSeq and is a predicted model, not a curated record.
AGUAGGCGGGGCUCGGUAAUGACUUAAAACGGCGCUGCGCUGAGAGCCGAGAGACGCCAGCUUCAGCAGCAGCCAGCAGGAUCCGCUGUCGAAGCGGCGACUUUGGGCUUUCUCUACUUUCUCCCCUUGGGCAGGGAGCGAGCUUCUCGUCGCGCAUAGCGCAUCGCGUACCGCCGACCCCAGUGCGAAGCUGAGCGCGGAGCCGAGAGGGCAGGCAGCGGCAUGGCCAAGACCACGGCGAUCGGCAUCGACCUGGGCACCACCUACUCGUGCGUGGGGGUGUUCCAGCACGGCAAGGUGGAGAUCAUCGCCAACGACCAGGGCAACCGCACCACCCCCAGCUACGUGGCGUUCACCGACACGGAGCGGCUGAUCGGGGAUGCGGCCAAGAACCAGGUGGCGCUGAACCCGCAGAACACGGUGUUCGACGCGAAGCGGCUGAUCGGCCGCAAGUUCGGCGACCCGGUGGUGCAGUCGGACAUGAAGCACUGGCCCUUCCACGUGAUCGGCGAGGGCGACAAGCCCAAGGUGCAGGUGAGCUACAAGGGGGAGACGAAGGCCUUCUACCCCGAGGAGAUCUCGUCCAUGGUGCUGACGAAGAUGAAGGAGAUCGCCGAGGCGUACCUGGGCUGCCCGGUGAGCAACGCGGUGAUCACCGUGCCCGCCUACUUCAACGACUCGCAGCGCCAGGCCACCAAGGACGCGGGCGUGAAGGGGAGACGAGCCUUCUACCCCGAGGAGAUCUCGUCCAUGGUGCUGACGAAGAUGAAGGAGAUCGCCGAGGCGUACCUGGGCUGCCCGGUCAGCAACGCGGUGAUCACCGCCUCACACUGGUAUAAGAAGGACGAGAAGCCUUAG